Molecule: messenger RNA, 813 nt
Organism: Metschnikowia bicuspidata var. bicuspidata NRRL YB-4993
Lineage: Eukaryota; Fungi; Ascomycota; Pichiomycetes; Serinales; Metschnikowiaceae
Product: mediator complex subunit
Exons: 1
Coding region: 1-813 (270 amino acids)
Biological process (GO): regulation of transcription by RNA polymerase II
Cellular component (GO): core mediator complex; mediator complex
Molecular function (GO): transcription coactivator activity
Source: RefSeq, a predicted model, not a curated record
AUGUCUUCCGAGCCGCUAGACGAAAUCCAGUGGAAGUCGCCCGAGUGGAUCCAGCAGUUCGGCUUGCACACCGGCAACGUGCUCGACUACUUCUCGGAGUCGCCGUUCUACGACCGCACGUCCAACAACCAGGUGCUCCGCAUGCAAUUCCAGUUCCAGCAGAUGCCGCCCAACGUCCAUCCACAGCAGUACUUGCAGACGCGGUUGGCGGAGAUGGUGGGCACGGAGUUUGUCGUGGCGUUUGUGCGCGAGCCCGACUUCUGGGUCGUCCGCAGGCAGCGCCGCUUGGACCCCCACAACACCAUCACCGAACACGACUACUACAUCAUCGGCGCCAACGUGUACCAGAGCCCGAUGAUCUACGACGUGCUCGCGGCGCGGUUGCUCUCGUCGGUGCUCUCGAUGAAGAAAUCCGUGGCCUUGCUCAACCAGAUGUCCACGUUCAGCAUCAGCGAGGGCGGCCACACGUAUCCCAGCGAGGCUGCGGGCGCAGCCAGCGGCGGUGCUGCGGGCGGCAAGGCGCAGCUUUCUGCCGGCUCCGCGGGUUUGGUGGGCACGCCCACGAGUCUGUCCAACCCGGGAACCGUGGCGCAGACGACGGGGGCCACGGACAUUGGGCUGGCGGGGCCCAUGGCCGAGACCUCGGGCGGCGUUUCCACGGAGGUGCUGGCCGCGGCGUUUGAAAACCUACUCAACAGCGUGGUGGCGCCGGUGGCGCCGGAGAAAAGCAUCUACAUCGACGACAUUCCGCUCUAUGGGAAGGGCAGCACGGUGGAGCAGCUUGGGCUCGUGGUGAACCUCGACGACGAGUAG